This is a messenger RNA of Balaenoptera ricei (Rice's whale), 1146 nucleotides long. RefSeq names its product keratinocyte-associated transmembrane protein 2-like. The record is from RefSeq and is a predicted model, not a curated record. The transcript has a single exon. Lineage: Eukaryota; Metazoa; Chordata; Mammalia; Artiodactyla; Balaenopteridae. The coding region runs from base 1 to 795 and encodes 264 amino acids.
AUGGCCACUGCCGCCCUAAGGAGGAUGAGGGGAGCCCAGCAAGCGAAACUGCGGCCGAGGCCAGCCAUCCAGGUCCCCGGAGGGCUGGUGCUGCCGCUGGUCCUGGCACUUCUGCUUGCGUCCGCCACCACGUCCAGUGCUCUAUCACAGACUGAUUCACUGAGCCAGACUGUACUCAAGACACAUGUUUCUACUCCAAAUACGAAUGCUUUAACAAAUGAAAACCAAACCAAACCUUCUAUUUCCCAAAUCAGCACCACUCUCCCUCCCACAACUAGUACAGAAAAAAGUGGAGUGGCAUCUCUGUCCCCUCAUCCCUCGCCUACUACUUCUCUGUCCCAAGAGGAAGCUGAUAACAAUGAAGAUCCUAGCACAGAGGAGGAGGAUCUUCUCACACUGAAUAGUUCUCCGUCCACUGCCAAAGACACUCUGGACAAUGGAGGUUAUGGAGAACCAGACUACGACUGGACCACCAGCCCCCGGGACGAUGAGUCCAAUGAGGCCUUGGAAGAAAACAGGAGCUAUAUGGAAAUUGAACAGUCAGUGAGACCUUUUAAGACCCCACCCUCAAAUAUAGAAGAAGAUAGCCAUUUCUUUUUCCAUCUUAUUUCUUUUGCUUUUUGUAUUGCUGUUGUUUAUAUUACAUAUCACAACAAAAGGAAGAUUUUCCUUCUGGUUCAAAGCAGGAAAUGGCAUGAUGGUCUUUGUUCCAAAACAGUGGAAUAUCAUCGUCUAGACCAGAAUGUUAAUGAGGCAAUGCCUUCUCUGAAGAUUACCAAUGAUUAUAUAUUUUAAAGCACUGUGAUUUGCGUUUGCUUAUUAUGUAAUUUUAUUUGCUUGACUUUUUAUAUGAUAUUGUGCAGAUGUUCACCAUUGGCAGUUAGUACUUAAAUGAGAGGUGGGCCUCUCUUUAUUUUGCCUUGGUGCUUUGGAAGUUAAGUAUCAUGAACAAGGAGUAUAUAAUUUUUUUAUCUACAUUUUUAGAGUUGAAUUCAAUCAGGUGUCCAAAAUGUGGAGCUAAGCAUUACCUGUUUUUAUUGUUUUAGAUUUCUUUAUUGUGCUUUUUCUGGAAGUGUUAGUAAUGCUACUUUUAAAAGAUCCCAAACUUACAAUUAAAUUCUAACACAUUUGAUACUGCUGACUCAG